Messenger RNA from Schistosoma haematobium, 5818 nucleotides. RefSeq lists its product as uncharacterized. The record is from RefSeq and is a predicted model, not a curated record. The coding region runs from base 163 to 855 and encodes 230 amino acids. NCBI's taxonomy places the organism in Eukaryota, Metazoa, Platyhelminthes, Trematoda, Strigeidida, Schistosomatidae. The transcript has 4 exons.
CGCUCAACGUGCAAUUUAGAUUUAAUGAUGUUUUCUAUAAACAAAUAGAUGGAGUUGCAAUGGGUUCUCCAUUGGGCCCUCUCUUGGCUGAUUGUUUCAUGGCCAAUCUGGAAAAUUCGAUGCUUUGAUCAAUAAUUGAGAUUUCAUUCAGAUAAAAGAUAUAUGGAUGACACUUUCAUUAUUUGUGAAGAAGACAUGGACCUCAACGAAAUCUUGAAUAUUUUCAAUAAUUGUCACCCAUCAAUUCAAUUUACCUUAGAAGCAGAGACAAACCAUGAAUUUCAUUUUCUUGAUAUCCAUUUAAAAAGAAUGCCUGACGGUUUUUUACAGAGAUCGAUACAUAGAAAACCCACUUGGAAUGGACAAUACACGAACUUCCAUAGUUGGGUUCCAUUAAGUAGAGAAAGGAACUUAAUUCAUUCUUUAUCCUCAAGGAUCAGGCGAAUUUGUUCCGAUGACACAAUAGAUGGGGAACUAUUUUAUCUUCGACAGAUCCUCAUCAAAAAUGGUUAUCCACCGAGAUUCAUCGAUAGAAACUUGGCACCUAGACUUCAUGACAAAGCAUCGACAGUAGAGAAGAAAACUCUAUUUAUGAAUAUGGAAUUUAAAGGAGACACGGCUGCUGAAAUCUUAAAUAAACGGGUUUCAAAAUCGUUGAAUAAAACAUUCUACGCAGCUAAGCUCCGAAUUGUUUCCUCCAUCCGACCUACCAUUCGGGGAUGUGUUAAGAAUAAACUUCGGCUUUGGGCCACAUCAAUGUGUAUCUACAAAUUUACUUGCUCAUGUGGGGCACGUCACAUAGGCCGCACAAAGCGAUCGCUGUCCAAACGCAUCUCGGGACACUAUCCGGCUUAGCUCUUAAAAGGAGAAUGCAGAACAAUUACUAGUUCGAUACAUGAGCAUUUAAUAUUAACUGUGGACACAUCGCUUCAAAGGACUUUUCUUUUAAAGUAAUCUACAGAGUCAAAGGAAUUGGAUCGAAGGGGGGCUGAAUCAAUAUUUUAUGCACUUCUAAGGCAUCGGCGAUCCAUGAACUCAAGCCUGAACUUUGCGUGCAGAAACGAUUUGUCCAACCUCUCAUCCUUCCUUCGAAAUAGUCCACGUUUCCCUUUAAAUGCUAUCUAUCAUAUGACGACGCGUAUAUAUCCACUGUCAGUAAAGUCCUUCUCAUUCUCUUCUGGAGGAACAAGUGUUGAUUCCGAAAUUGGAAGAAACAUAAGCGAACAUUCAACUCUUAAACCAGAUUCCUGGGUCACGGACGACUUUCCUAGAAAAGUUGGAAAACCCUGAUUCUAAAUCUAUGGUGCACGUGUGAUACAGAAUCCUAAAGGAAUAAACGUCAUAGGAACCUAAUCUUGGUCACUGCCUAAUAUAAGACCGAAUCUUCUAACAUUGUAUCACUGUCAUGUGUAUUAAGUCGCUGAGUCGAAAACAUAUGGAGUAGUAGCACCCCAAGAAAACCACCUGCUUUUGUUUGAGCACCUAGAUAGUAGCUCAGACCGUACACAAAUUCAAUAAUUUGUGUUGCGCCAUAAAUAUUUUGUUGCCAACUGUAUCAGUGUUUAUGUGUUUAAAUAAAUGGUGAUAAUCCAUAUUACUUACGUCUGUUACCUCUUGUGAAGGAGCAUAGAUCGCUCAUCAGGAUUGAUAAUCCAUGUAGAAUAACAUAGAAGCGAAUAACAUUGUUUUUAGUCAGAUCGUCUCUUUCACGAAGCCUCUCCAUUUAUACAGCGAUAUUUAUAUGGAUAUAUGAAAACACCAAACCAAUCAAGGGAAUUAAUAAGACCAUUGCUACAAUUUCUUAACUAUAUGUCAUAAGUGAAAGGUACAAAUUGAUAGUAAUAAGUCAGGAGUACUUAUAGUAAUGAUAAUAAUAAAAUAACAAAAGUUCUAAUCAUUAAUUCAACCUAAAAAGUAGGUCAAGCUUAGAUGAACAAACUUAAAAAAAAGACGAAACACUGAAAUUUCGCAAUGAAGUUUAAAUAAUUAGAUAGUGAAGGAUAUAGACCGGAAGAGGCGAGAAAUGACAAACAAAUACAUGAUAUAAAGGAAAGUUAAUUAGGUCGUUUAUGAAGUCAUAUCUGACCAAGGAAGGGACAGGGUGUCACGAAUUUCUUUUGAGCAUAUGAACUAGGGUUAUGGGUUCGGAUCCUUAUAGCUCUAUAUAUAGGAGAUGGGAUCGAAAUUCAUUAGGAAAUGACGAUAGUAUCUGUUGGAUCACCACAAGAUCAUGGCCAAACGUGAUAAAUAAAGUCUUUGUUUGAUCCUUUCCAAAUAAUUAUAAGAAAUGUUCACACAUUCGUUAGUACGUCUAAUAUAGCUAUCUCAAGAGCAGAUAAAUUUUUUGAUACAUAUCAAAAAAGCAAAUCCAUGUAAAUUGUUCCAUGUUUGAGUGAACAUCACCGGUUAACUAGGAAAUGCUAACGUAAGUUUAGUUGUUAUCCUAACUGUACUCACUAAUCUACUGUACAAAACGUCACUAUCUACAUUCUCGUUGAACUGUAGUUAGACUAAAAUUUCCUUCGAGCGGUCUAUAUUUCCAGCUUUUCUUCCUGUUUACAUAUGUUCUAAAAAACUUGGUAAGUAGCCCAUUUCCAUCAGAGUGUUAUUGAAAGCUUCAAGUCCUUACUUAUGGCUUCAUCUGGACAGAUCUUCUUUUUAUCCCUUUUGUAAAGUAUCUAACCAGAUUACUUUUGUAGUGGGUAGAUAUCUGGCUACGGAAGUCUGUAUCUCAACACCCAGAAGCGCUCUCUCUAUACACCCUUCUGUCUAACAAACUGUCGUCCUGUCUACCAAAUGAAAUGCCAUGGUAAUUUAAUGUAUUCUCAUACUCAUCCUCUCAAGUGAAAGUGAUUGCCGAACACACCAUGUCAAGCUGGUUUAGGAUUUCUUUUUGUUGAUAUCGUAACCUAUGAUGAGUGUUUUGUCUAUCUAAUGUCUGUAUAGAUCUAGUUUAUCGUUGACUUUCUUGAAGGGUCAUUGAAAAGAUUUUUGUUCGUUUACAUGUGUUCUGAUUUAUUUAUCAUUAUUCUUAUAUAGUCUUGGAGUAAUGAAUUAUCCUGUGAAACUUAGCAAACGUGAACCUCGUAAACAAAAUACAGUUAUUCUAAUCACACAUACUUCGAGAAAAGAGAAUGAAGCACUAAAAAAUUACUACCUGCUUUUACAACGACCUAAAACAGGUCUUUUGGCUGGUUUAUGGGAAUUUCCAAGUUACACCAUUGAAGAUGACAAAUUGACGAGUGAAAUUCAACAAUCAUUUAUUCCUUUAGUUAUUGAUCGAAUUACAAAUGCGUUGAAUUCCUCACUGAAUAUAACUUCAAUUAAUGAAUUAAAUGUGAAACCUAUUGGAGAGGUUCUACAUAUUUUCUCCCAUAUACACAUGACGUAUAUUGUAUUCGAGUUGAAAGUUGAACAACAACAACAACAAAAAACGAUUCCUUCUGAGUGUUUAAACAAUUCUAAUACCACUACUGCUACUUGUGAUUGGCCGCCUAGUUUAAAUUCCGGUCGAUGGGUUAGUCGUGAAGAUUUAAACGACUCGGCUAUAUCCACUGCUACUAGAAAGGUAUUUGCUCAUUUUGAAAACUCCAAAUCAUCACAUUCUGAAGUAAGUGUUCAUGUUCAUUAUUUAUUUUUGACUUUAAUCAAUAAACUAGGGAAUUGGACCUAAUUAUUUCACAAGUAAGCUGAUAUAUUAGUUCUGAGAUUACUGGAAAAGAUAAUUUUACUUUUCUAUAUACCGGAAUAUCGUUGAAAAAUAUCAACAUAAAAAAAUAGGGAGGAGGUUUUUUUUCAUUGUUUAUUUCUGUUACUAAGGUAAUUGAAGGUCAGUCACAGACUAUUUUCUAAUACAGAUGGUUAUAUUUUAACGAAUUACUGAAUGCGUAAGCCACAAAAUAUAUAGCGCACACAUUUGAAGUAACCAGUUAUCCAUAAGUUAUGUAGAACUUAGCACUAUGUUUUUGGUGGAGUUUUGUUCUCUGAGCUGGAUGGUUUGGUCGUGGAGCUUUCAUCGUUCUUCUGAACGACAUCAUCAGCACAAACUUCAGAUAGCACUAUGUUCAUCGGUUCGAGUUGUCGUAUCCCAAAAUAGUAGUACUAACAUUUGAAGUGAUAGUAGAAAAGCCUAAUCAUAGUAUGAUUUAAGAAGAAAGAAUAAAUUUAUAAAGUAUGAAAUAUAGUACCAUCUUGAAAGUUGAGAUCUAGGACAACCAAAAACUAUAUGCCCACUUACACCAUUGUCACCGAUUCUGUGAUAUAUCACCCAGCAAUACCAUAUUCACGCAAACUCUAACCAGGCAGUCUGCACCUACCUACACAUCUCAAUCUAAAUAGAUAGUCAGGUUAUCUACUCGACUGUCUUAUGCUUAAUGGAUCAGUAACUUUAUAAUUAGAAUACUCAACUUUUAAUUAAUAAGUGGUAGACUCAACAAUUACCUAGUUCGGUUUAUGGGGACCUGAUAUUAUCAUUAGUCCCCUUACGAACAAUGUAGUUCAUACCGUAUUGCCUAAUUGUGUAUUUGAUGUGUUACAUGUAAUAGCGAUCAGAAUCCUGAAAUUUGAAUUUCUCAUCAAAGGAAGAAGUCAGUAGGUUGACCGUGUUCAAUGGGCUUGGUGACAGAAGUAAAAAUAUGUGGAUAGACUUUUUUCCUUGUUUAAUCUCUGACUACAGUUCAACCUGGUCAAUUGGAAAUUUUCAUCUUCAAUAUUGCAGUACUACAAUUCUCUAGUUAUUUCUAAAACGGUUUUAAUUUACAUUUACCUGAUAAACAACAUAUAAUUUAUGACGUAUGUUUUUAUCAUUAUUAUUGUUGAUUAUUUAAUUUCACUGAUUGAAAUCACGAGUCAAUUGAAGCUAGACCACCGUUGGAAACCUGAAACAACUGGACGGCCGUUUCAUCAUAGUAUGGGACUCCUCAGCAGUGCGCAUCCACGAUCCCGCACCCCGCGAGAUCCGAAUCCAGGACCUAUCAGUCUCGCGCCAGGCGCUUAACCAACUAGACCACUGAGCCGACAUCCAACGGUGCUUCCAGGUUUUCCAUGGUUGUCUAGCUUCAAUUGACUCAUGAUUUCAACUUGUGAAAUUUCUAAAAAUCUCCACAAAACCCCUUCUGAUUAUUUUAUUGUCUACAGGUUGAUAGAAAUCAACGAAAAAUCAAAAGAAUCUCUACAAACAAACAAUUAUUGAAUUCUAAACAAUCAAAAUUAGAUCAUUUCUUUCAUUAGGGUGAGAUCAUUUUUGUUUCAGAUAAAUGAACAAUCAAAAUGGUAAAGAAAUUCUCUUUACCUAAUGUCUACCAGUAAUAAGAAUUGUUAUCCAUUGUAUAUAUUACUAUACUAUUCCUUUUAUUCCCGAUUACCCUAUAUUCCAUACAAUUUACUAAUGAUUCUAUUUUUGCCUAGAUAGAAUAGUUUCUUAUUUUUAUAUAAAUUUUUAAAAAAUCUAUUUGAGUUUUUGAUGAGACUUAUCAUUUAUGGACGACUUUUGAGAGAGCGAUGCUAGACUGACCUUAAGAGUGUUCACUUAAUAGUCAGGACUAAAUGAGAGUUAUGAACUUGUGUGAGAAAUUAAGCUUAGGAAUUAGAUUUCGGGUUGUUAUCACGAAUUGACAUCAACCAUAAUGUCAAAACUCUAGAUGAUGGUUGGAGGUAGUCGACAGGAAAGCUAGGACCUGGGUUUCGUGCUACUUGGCACUCGUCAGCAAGGUGUUGUACCUGUAAUUUUGGGGGACCGGUGCUCCCAGCUUCACAGUUAAAGACGUUACCACUGAGCUAUCCGAGCCGCGACCGACUUCCUGUAGGACUGAGAUGUAAU